AGGACAUCAGUGUCAAGGAUGAACCAGCAGAAGCAGGAGCAGAGGAGUUCCCCCAGCAAGGAUCUGACCCAGAGCUGUGAGCGGAAGAUUAAAAGGUCUUCCAGCUUGAGUCCCAGGAAGGAAAAGAAAAGCCUUAAGGGGAUGGAAAGCUUAAAGAAAUCCCUCUCACUGAAGAUCAAGGUCAAUGUGGCAUCUGGGGGCCACAUGGAGGAGAAGAAGAAGCCCAUCCGCAGGAGUUCAUACUCCCUCUUCAGUGCCUUCCAAACAGUGGAGGAAGAAGCAGACAGGUCUCAGAAGCCACCGAGUCCUCAUCAGAUGAGACAGCCUGUUUUCCCUGAAAUAGAACCUCUGGAGGAGCAGGAGGAGUCUGAAGCAGAUUCUGUCAACAAGACCCUAUCAGCAACAACAAAGGACCCUCAGCAAGAGAAACAAAGAAGCCCCCCCAAGCCCUGUUCUCCAACCCAGAGCCAUAGUGGUAGGAAGUCUAGUAUCGACUCCACAAACUCUUACCAUGAAAAGGAGGAGGACGGUAUUCUUGGGCUGGGCAACUUCAAGAGGACUUUUCUUAGGAUGAGCAAGAGGGAAGGUGGUGCUGGGGUCCAGGCAACCGAGGAGAGUGGCUUUUUUCGAAGGAGCUCACGCCUCUUCAAGUCUGUCAUAAAAAAUGAGAAGGAGGUGACCAACCGGCCUCCGAGGCUACCAAAGACAUCCCUGGGGUCCCCUAAAGAAGAAUCCCCAGAGAUCAAAAUGGAAGUGAAGGAAGAAAAGCCAGUCUCCGAUCUCAUCACUGAACGGCAGCUGCUGAAAGCCUUUUCUCAGCUAUGCCAAAUGGAGGACAGCCUUGUGGAGGACCAGCACUCAGGGAGGUUCAAAGAUGACCCAACUGCCUAUGUUCGCCAGGCUAUGGACAUCUGUGUUCAUUAUGAUGUGAUGGCGGCCGAAAUCAGGAACAUUGUGAGGGAGACUCUGAGCCAGUCCAGUGUGGACUCAGAGGCUCUGUUGUGCAUGGCACAGCUGAUUGAGAAGGAGGAGGAGGUUCACCCAGAGGACCGGCCUGACAGUGACUUCCUGAGAGCCCCUCGGAAGUGGAGACACCUCUGGGAGGAAGCAGUGAAGAAGAGCACCUUAGAUCGGGUGGGGAAGGUGGGCCAGGACAUGAGGGAACCCAGCCUGGCCGGCCUCCUGGUGGAGCUUGGCAGCCUGGUGAAGCAGGACCUGGUGAAGAUCCGGACAGAGGUGCAACCCUGCUACCCAGCGGACUUCCCUGUGUGGAAGACCUACUUGGAUGCUUUCCAUGGAGCUGUGUCUGCCCAACUUCAGGAGCUCUUACAGAAGGCUCAGGACUUGGAGCAACUUUAUGUGAUAAUGGACUGGGUAGCCAAUGUCUACUGCAGCAAGGACUUCCUGGGCUCUCUGGACCUGCCACUAGAUGUGACUACAAUGCCAAAGCUGCUGGCACCUGAGGUGUGGGAGAAACUAGAAAGUGACUACUCCAAGUUCCUGGAGACCAAGAUCAACAAGUGCUUUGAUGGCAUUCUGAAGUUGGAGCAGGACCAGUGGUCAGAAAGGGAGGGCCCCACCUUGCUUCAGGGGCUUUACCACUCCCCCAUCUCCAUCGACAUUCACAUGCUGGUUGGGGAGCAUGUGAACACAGCCCGGGCCAUCUCCUCGGGGUUGGAGGCUACCACACUACAGAUCUUGGAGCAGUCAUUGAAUGAAUUCAUCCCCAGGUUUGAGAAGAGGUUCCUGGACUCCGAUGCUGCAAAGGAUCAGACCCUGUUCCUGCCCUAUCUCUGUGCCUAUAUCACUGCCUUCGAGGAACUGAAGACCAACUUACCCGCCAAAUUCCUAAACAGCUUUGAGAAUGUGGGAACAACCCUGUCCGAAGUGAUUAGCAGGUUCAAAAAGCAAAUGUUGAUCCAUUUGCAUCGAGAAACACAGGUACUAUUCAAGGAUGUGGGCAGCAAGGCUUGGGUGACCUCUGACAAGCUAGAGCCAAUCAUGGAAAAGACUGUCACCUUUGUCCAGCACCUGAAACACCUGGUUCAGCCGCACAGUCAGGAGUGUCUUCAGGAAACCCACUGCUAUGUAAUUCGGGAAUAUGUGGCCCAUGUGCUGAGGCCACGAGAACGGCUUCGAGGAGCAGAUCGAGUGGCCAGUGCCCACAAGAUGAGCGAGGAAUCAGAUGCCAUUGGCUCCACUUUUCAGAGUCUGGGCUCAGAAGCCUCUUGGCUGGGUUUGGUGAUCCCUUGCAUCUCGGACAUCCUGAGUGAAACCUACAAAGAGGACAUUAGAAAACAUAUCGAAGCCCUCAUUAAGGGUUACCCAGACAUCAGGCAAGAGCACGUGGCUGCCAUUUUAGCCCUUCGGAAGCUGGGCCGAAGACGGAAUCAGCUCCUCCUUCGUCAUGCCCAGACCCUGCUGAAGAAGGCCCCAAAGACUUUCCCGGAUCACAGACUCUUUGAGGAGAUCGACGUGCCUGCAUCUGUGGAAGUGCUCUUCACCUGCAUUUAGAAAUUAACAUGAAUGAGAGGAAAAGCAGGGCCUCUGGGGUCCACACUCGGUAUUCUUAAAGGUGAAAGGAUGAGGGACUUUUGGGAAUGGGAUUUUCAUGGAGCUGAGGACCCCAAAGACUGGUCUCCCCUUCUUGACUUUCCUUCUCUCUCCGUUCCAAAGCACUCCUCUGCUUCCUCCAGAUAGGAAGUUCAGCUGGUCCCAGAUUCCCCUCUCCUUCUCCUAAGCUCCUGCUUCUACCUAUUUCUAAAAAAUUAGGAGAUAAACAUAUUCCCUCUCAAGUGGGAAAGACUGUGUAUGCCUUUUCUUCAAAACAGGAGCCUUUUCUUUUAAACAGGAGCCAAGGGAGGGCAAUGCUGAACCUAGACAUGGGAAACACAAAUAGCGGAAUUCUAAGAAAACAAAAUACAAUAGAACACACAUUUUUCAAGUGCCUACUCUCUAGAGGAAGAACAGAGACCCUGGGAGGUAGAAAGUUUAGAUAAGAUCAUGUCCCCACCCUUGUGGUACUCACAAUCUAGUACUGAAUUAGAUAUAAACACAAAUAACUAUAUACGUAAUUAAUUCCACAUUUAUUAAACCAUGCUGUGUACUAUGCUGAGCACUGGGGGAGAUAAAAAGCUUAGCUAAGAUGAGGUCCUUCACUUCAUGAAGCCCAUAGUUUGGCAUGGGGAUAAGAUGCCAUAAGAAGCCAUAAUCUCCAAUAUUAUCUAAAUAAUAUUGUUAUGUGUUAUGUGUGGUCCAAUAUGAGAAGUUCACUACUGACUGGGGUGAAAUCAGGGACUUGGAUGGAGACCAGAGGAUUCCUUCCUCUGCAUGUAAGCAGAGCCCUGACAGGGAGGAUGGGAAAGAGGACCCUGGUCUUAGGCUCCUAGUGGGUCCAACCAAUCGUGUCCAAAGCUCCUGGGGUUCAGAGGUUUGGGGGGUGGAGUGGAGAUAUGAUAUGAAUGCCUGAAUCAUCCAUCCCCUCUAGGAAGCAGAGAAUUCUUCUCAUGGAGAUCAACUCCAUGGUGAGUCCACUUUCACAUGCUAAAUGUUCUAUAUUUAUUUUUAAAAAUAAAAUUGUAU
Messenger RNA from Dromiciops gliroides (monito del monte), 3582 nucleotides. It is a transcript of the gene EXOC3L4, whose product is annotated as exocyst complex component 3 like 4. Gene Ontology annotation, molecular function: SNARE binding. Gene Ontology annotation, cellular component: exocyst. NCBI's taxonomy places the organism in Eukaryota, Metazoa, Chordata, Mammalia, Microbiotheria, Microbiotheriidae. Gene Ontology annotation, biological process: exocyst localization; exocytosis. The record is from RefSeq and is a predicted model, not a curated record.